Molecule: messenger RNA, 6280 nt
Organism: Astyanax mexicanus (Mexican tetra)
Lineage: Eukaryota; Metazoa; Chordata; Actinopteri; Characiformes; Acestrorhamphidae
Gene: ap1b1
Product: adaptor related protein complex 1 subunit beta 1
Exons: 24
Coding region: 219-3233 (1004 amino acids)
Biological process (GO): intracellular protein transport; vesicle-mediated transport
Cellular component (GO): membrane coat; clathrin adaptor complex
Molecular function (GO): clathrin binding
Source: RefSeq, a predicted model, not a curated record
GCUCAGCUCGGCUCAGGCAGAAGGUCAAGCCGCUAGCCUGCGCGGUAGCAUCCGCUAGCAUUCAGUAGCAUUCACUAGCCUGUUUACGUUGACUUCCAUUCAUCUGUUAGCUUGGUUAGCUAGCGUUAGCUUCGGCUACCAUUCAUUUGACUGCUUUAAAACCGGGCUAACUAGCGCAUUAGCUAACUGUGCUAACUAACGAAAUCUGCUGGGAAAAAAUGGAGUGGGCGAGUCAAUUAUGCGAAAACAGAGGCUUGGGAUCCAAGAUGACAGACUCCAAAUAUUUCACCACCACCAAGAAGGGGGAGAUCUUCGAGCUGAAGGCGGAGCUGAACAGUGAUAAGAAGGAGAAGAAGAAGGAGGCGGUGAAGAAGGUCAUCGCCUCUAUGACCGUGGGGAAAGAUGUGAGCGCCCUCUUCCCUGACGUGGUGAACUGCAUGCAGACUGAUAAUCUGGAGCUGAAGAAGCUGGUCUAUCUGUAUCUGAUGAACUACGCUAAGAGCCAGCCUGAUAUGGCCAUCAUGGCCGUCAACACCUUCGUCAAGGACUGUGAAGACCCCAACCCUCUGAUCCGGGCUCUGGCCGUCCGGACCAUGGGCUGCAUCCGUGUGGAUAAGAUCACGGAGUAUCUGUGUGAGCCUCUGAGGAAAUGUCUGAAGGAUGAAGAUCCGUACGUGAGGAAGACGGCGGCAGUGUGCGUCGCCAAGCUUCACGAUAUUAACGCCCAGCUGGUGGAGGACCAGGGCUUCCUGGACACGCUGAAGGACCUGAUCUCAGACUCCAACCCCAUGGUGGUGGCGAACGCCGUGGCGGCACUCUCAGAGAUCGCAGAGUCUCAUCCCAACAGUAACCUGCUGGACCUGAACCCUCAGACCAUCAACAAGCUGCUGACUGCGCUGAACGAGUGCACGGAGUGGGGCCAGAUCUUCAUCCUGGACUGCCUGGCCAAUUACACGCCUCGCGACGACCGCGAGUCUCAGAGUAUCUGUGAGCGAGUGACUCCGAGACUUUCCCACGCGAACUCUGCGGUGGUGCUGUCGGCGGUGAAGGUGCUGAUGAAGUUUAUGGAGAUGCUCCCGAAGGACCUGGAUUAUUACGGGACUCUGCUGAAGAAGCUCGCCCCCCCGCUGGUCACGCUGCUGUCGGCUGAGCCUGAGCUGCAGUACGUGGCCCUGAGGAACAUCAACCUCAUCGUGCAGAAACGGCCUGAGAUCCUGAAGCAUGAGAUGAAGGUGUUCUUUGUGAAAUACAACGAUCCCAUCUACGUCAAACUGGAGAAGCUGGACAUCAUGAUCAGACUCGCCUCCCAGGCCAACAUCGCUCAGGUGCUGGCGGAGCUGAAGGAGUACGCCACCGAGGUCGACGUGGACUUCGUCCGGAAAGCCGUCCGCGCCAUCGGCCGCUGCGCCAUUAAAGUCGAGCAAUCGGCCGAGCGCUGUGUCAGCACCCUGCUGGAUCUCAUUCAGACUAAGGUGAACUAUGUGGUGCAGGAGGCCAUCGUGGUCAUCAAGGACAUUUUCCGCAAAUACCCGAACAAGUACGAGAGUGUGAUCGCUACGCUGUGUGAGAAUCUGGACUCUCUGGACGAGCCGGAGGCGCGAGCUGCUAUGAUCUGGAUCGUGGGAGAAUACGCCGAGAGGAUCGAUAACGCAGACGAACUGCUGGAGAGCUUCCUGGAGGGCUUCCAUGAUGAGAGUACACAGGUGCAGCUGCAGUUACUGACGGCCAUCGUGAAGCUCUUCCUGAAGAAACCUACUGAGACUCAGGAGCUGGUGCAGCAGGUGCUCAGCCUGGCCACACAGGACUCCGAUAACCCCGACCUGCGGGACCGCGGCUACAUCUACUGGCGUCUGCUCUCCACUGAUCCUGUAGCCGCUAAAGAGGUGGUCCUGGCCGAGAAGCCGCUGAUCUCUGAGGAGACGGACCUGAUUGAGCCCACCCUGCUGGAGGAGCUGAUCUGCCACAUCGGCACGCUGGCGUCCGUCUACCACAAACCGCCCAGCGCCUUCGUGGAGGGCAGCCGCGGUGUCCAGCACAAGAGACUCCCGGCCCGCGCUGGAUCUGGUGAGAGCACCGAGAGCCCGGAUGUUGGACAGUCCGUGAGCGGCGUCUCGGACGCUCCUCCUGCUGUAAUCCCGUCUCAGGGUGAUCUGCUGGGUGACCUGCUGAACCUGGACCUGGCUCCUCCCACCACCACCGUCCCCCCUGUGCCCUCCUCAAUGCAGAUGGGGGCUAUGGACCUGCUGGGUGGGGGGCUGGACAGUUUGAUGGGAGAUGAGCCAGAAACGUCGGGCUCUCACUACAGGACGGAGGUGCCGUCCCCUCAGCCGGCUGAUUUUAGCGAGAGAGAGCUCGGUGGAGAUCUCGGAGGCAGUCCUGCGAUGGGUGUGGGUGUUGGGGUUGGGGUUGGUGUGGGUGUGGGUCUAGGCCCGGCUCCAGUGGGCAUGCCCGCGGGUCUGGGUGCCGCCCCUGCUGUUGGAGGGGGUCUGGGUGAUCUGUUUGACCUGGGCGGAGGCGUGGGCAUGACCUCAGGGUCCUACUCUCCUCCCAGAGUGGUGUGGCUGCAGGCUAUGAAGGCUAAGGGUCUGGAGAUUUCGGGGACGUUCGCUCGGCGAGGUGGCGUCAUCCAGAUGGACGUUUCCCUCACCAACAAGGCCAUGAGCGUGAUGUCCGACUUCGCCGUCCAGUUCAACAAGAACAGUUUUGGGAUGGCUCCAGCGGGUCCUCUGCAGGUUCUGACUCCUCUCGGUCCGAAUCAGACGGUGGAGGUCAGUCUGCCUCUCAGUUCCACCGGCCCAGUGAUGAAGAUGGAGCCUCUCAAUAACCUGCAGGUGGCGGUGAAGAACAAUAUUGAUGUUUUCUACUUCAGCUGCCAGUAUCCCAUCAGCCUGCUCUUUGUGGAGGACGGGAAGAUGGACAGACAGGUAUUCCUGGCCACCUGGAAGGACAUUCCCAGCGACAACGAGGCUCAGUUUCAGAUCAAAGACUGUCACCUCAGCUCAGAUGCUGCCAGUAAUAAACUGCAGGGCAGUAACAUCUUCACAGUGGCGAAGCGCACAGUGGAGGCCCAGGACAUGCUGUACCAAUCCAUCAAACUCACCAACGGCAUCUGGGUGCUGGCAGAGCUCCGCAUACAGACCGGCAACCCCAACUACACGCUCUCGGUGAAGUGUCGGGCUCCGGAGGUUUCUCAGUACGUAUCUCAGUGCUACGAGCUGAUCCUGAAGAACUGAAGCAGCUGGAGAAGAACUGAGCAAGAACCCCCAACCUGGACCCAUAUCUGCCUCUAGAGCCACCUCCAACACCCCCUCAACCCAUGAUCUAUCUCUGUCUAUUGAACUGACCCUUCUGCACCCUCAUGCAUUUAUGCUAGGGUGCUUUUAACUAAAGUGUCCAGGCUCCGCCCACAAAUGCAUUCUCAAACUCUGUAGUCCCUAGUAAUGAGAGACUAUAGCUCUAGCUCUGCCUAGUGUAUAUCACAAUACAUACACUUAGAGCCAGUAUCUCAUGAAGGUAAAUAUAUAUAUAUAUAUAUUAAUAACAGUCUAAAUGUUGGUAUUGUGAUAUUUCUCACAGUUAAAACGUUUAUACCCAAUACAAAUAAUAAUAAAAACCAGCAAACGGCUAUAGCAAAAGAUAAAGUAAAACUACAAGUCAAUCUACGAUUCCAAUGAAGUUCUUGUGUGUGAAAACAAACCAAUCUGUCCUGAGUGCAUGUAGGUAUUAUGAUGUACACUGAGGCGGCGCUACAAGUCUCUAAAAUCCAAUCAAGCGACAUUAGUAGUGAUUAAACACAUUUGUGGGCGGAGCCAGGGUUGUUUGAUCAUUGUCAACCUCGUAUAUUCCCUGUUUCUUUCCUUUCUGGAUGAAAUCAUAUCUUCAGUUCAGCUGUUUGGUAAAAUCUGAAACUCUGUUAAAGAGCAGAUCCUCCUCAUCUCUCUCUUUAAGAGGUUAAAUCAGAUGCUUAAUCAGAUUUUCGGUGGCGGGAAUUUGUUAAUGUGUGUACUACUUAAAUAUAUCGCUGUGUUUUGUUUUGUUGUGUGUGUCUGUGUGUGUGUGUUACAGCCAUCAGGUUCAUAUUAUUAUUGGCUUCUGUUGAACAUCUGCGGGUGUUUUUACAUGGAAUGAUUAGAAAAACCUCCUUUUAAUAUCGUAAUUCUAAAAAUCUGUAUUUUAUGAUGGAAAGGGAAAUAGAAAAGCUGCUGGAAUCCCUUUGUGUUUGUUAAUUUUCUUCAAUUUUUCAUGCUUAUAUAAAGCUCUAUCCAUCACACAAUCUUCUGCCUCAAUUGUCAUCGGGAGUUUUUCUAUUACCUUCCUGUCAAACAAAAACUGAAGCAAAAACAAAAAUUCAGCUAUUUACUUAUUUUACCAAAAUAAGAACAUUACCUCAUUCAUUUUUGCUGUUUUUGUUAGUGAGGGGACUUAAAAACAGCACUUUUAUUUGAAGAUUUAGUUUGUUUUAUUAAGGAUUAUCUAUAUAUUAAUGAUAUUGAGUAUUGCAAGUAUUUUUUUUGGACAGUAUAUCAUACACAAAUAUCAUAUUGUAUAACAGGACUGUUUACAAAACAGCAAAAAUCCCCUUAAUCUUUAAUUAAAAGUAAUUUUGCAACAUUUCUAUUGGUCUGUUUAUCAUGGAAUUCUGUCAUUCUUAUGAAAAAAAGGGCAAAAAAGUCAAAAAUGGGGACACAAGGUUCUUUGGAAAACAAGAUCGCAAGUUUUAACAUUUAACAUUUUCUUGCCGUUUCAAAAAACAUCAAAUAUUUAAUUGGAACCUUAUUGUAGCUUAUAAAAAACAAUACUUAGGAUGUUGGACUAUUUCAUUUUCACUGUAGUUUUUGUGUUUCAGUGAAGCGACAGUCAGCAGAACACCAGAAUUGUUUAAUUUCACUUUUUGGGGUUAUUAGAGGUGAAGAUCCUGAACCUUCCUCCGUCUGUCUCGUGGUUUUAGAGGACUGUGUAUGAGGUACAGCCACUGGGGGUUAGUAAAAGAUUUAGACAGUUUAUUAUAGUUUUAUAAGUUUGAUUCUCUUCAUCAUUCCAUGUGUGUUUUUCUGUAUUCAAACAUCUGUCCAGACUCCGCCCACAAAUACGUUCUGUCAUUGUUGCUAUCUUGGACAAGCUCCGCCUCCUCAUGUGUAUAGUAAUACAAUACCUACAUUUAGGGUGUUAUUAAUAUUACUAUUCACCCUAAUAAUGAGAAACAAACUGUAGCUCCGCCUCCUCCUUCAGUGUAUAUCACAAUACCUACAUUUAGAGAGUUAUUAAUAUUAAUAUUCACCUGAAUAAUGAGAGACAAACUGUAGCUCCGCCCCCUCAGUGUAUAAUAUCACAAAAUACCUACAUUUAGAGUGUUAUUAAUAUUAAUAUUCAUCCUAAUAAUGAGAAACAAACUGUAGCUCCGCCCCCUCAGUGUAUAAUAUCACAAUACCUACAUUUAGAGUGUUAUUAAUAUUAAUAUUCACUCUAAUAAUGAGAAACAAACUGUAGCUCCGCCCCCUCAGUGUAUAAUAUCACAAAAUACCUACAUUUAGAGAGUUAUUAAUAUUAAUAUUCACCCUAAUAAAUAAUGAGAAACAAACUGUAGCUCCACCUCCUCAGCAGUGUAUAAUAUCACAUACCUACAUUUAGAGUGUUAUUAAUGAGCAUAGCUACAGUUUGUUUCUCAUUAUUAGUGUGAAUAUUAAUAUAGGGAGGGAGGCGGAGCUUGUCCAAGCUAGCAACAGUGACAAGCUAGUGAAAGAACAAAUUUGUGGGCGGAGCUUGUGUGAUAUUGGUGAAUUUGAUUGACAGAUGUGUCAGAUAUUGCCUGUCUGUGAGUGCUGAGUUUGUUCUUUAUCUUUAGUUUGUUUUGUUUUUUUUUUUCAUUUAUUUGCUUGUGUCACUGUGUGUUAAUUGCAGUGUGUUAUUUUUCAGCACCUUGGAGAACCAAAAGCUUCUCCUGGUGGGUUUUUCAAAGAUAAUAAGACCAUUGUCUCCUUCAUAAGUCCUGAAUAAUCUUAAAAAUGAAGGUGCUACUAAUGUUUUUAGGGUGAUUCCAUAGAAGAACCAUUGUUGUAUGUGUGAAGAACCUUUAAUUGUUUAAAGUAACCAAUGUUGAAGCUUCUUAACCAAUUUAAAGGUUCUAGACACUACAGGAAUAUUUGUAGGGAACAAAAAUUGGUUGCUCAAAAAGUGUCUCUUCCAUGGAAGAACUAUUUUAAUAAAGUAAUUUCUAGUGUGAAGAGCUUUUAUGUUCUGUUUAAAAGUUUUUGGCCAGUUUAAAGGUUCUUCACACUGCAAC